CACGUUUUACGACUUAACGCGUAUCAGCUGAAAGCCAUAGCUGGCUAGCCUGUAUAUGUAUAAAGGGGAGGUACCUACAAAGAUGAUACUACGGUUAGGCAGUCAAGCCCUUAUCACUUGCGUGGAACCACCGGCUGCGCGCGGCGCGGCAUCGAUUUUUCUACAAAACAAGCCAUUUGUAACCACCCGCGGCCUGAAAAACACGUCACGGAGGCAUCAGUGGCUCCCGACAGUGUUUAUAAAACGUAAACAUAGAGAGCAAUGUGAAUAUCUGGGGGAAAAUAUGCAAAACUACUCAUUGGCUGAAAAUGAAAAUGGCGAACCAAAAUAAAGAGAACGAGGGGGAGAGCAUGCCAGCAGCGGACCCCGGCACGGAGGCGAAGGAAAAGCUCAUAGCCGCCGUCAAGAAAGAGGUCAAGCAUUUGAUGGAAGAGGCCGUCACCCGAAAAUUCGUUCACGAAGACAGCGGCGGUGUGACUGCUCUUUGCGGUGCCGUAGAGGCCUGCCUCGGCCAGGGUCUACGGAGGCGAGCGUUGGGCUUGUUCAAGACCAACUCCACGACAGCCUUGCUGCAUAAGAUCGCUAAGCACUGUCCAGAAGCAGCACUAGUAUCCGCUCGAGUACUAUCCGCUGAGGGCGCGCCGGCGGUUCGGUCGGCCUCGGGGGUAGAGCGUCGGCCCUCGGCCCCGCGACCGCCUCUUAACAAGCGAGGCUCCGGCUCCUUACUGUCAUCUUCACCACCACAACCAAAAUAUCUCUGGAUCCGAAUAGCAUUGUUCGAGCGUCAACUCGCUAAAAUAAUCGAGCAUCUUGUUAGCAACGCGAAUCGAUACUACGAACGAGACGCGCUGGUCGCCGAUCCAGACUUCGGGAGUAUUCUUAGCUCGCUGCUCGUGGGACCGUGUGCUUUGGAGUACUCUAAAGCGAAGGCCCCGGCUUGCUUCUGGACAGACCCGCCGGCCGACGAGCUGGUCCAACGCCACAGGAUGUCAGCUGGAACGACCACACCGCCUUCGGUGAGGCGGCCCAUUCUGAACUUCGGGAGGAGCCUCAACACAUCAUCGGAUGACAGUGGCUCUGCCAACACUGGUGCAAUCAACGCCGGUGGAUCGACAGCGAAGGAUUACGUGGAGAGUUUGCACCAGAACUCCCGUGCGGCGCUCUUAUAUGGCAAGAACAAUGUACGCGUACAACCGAAAGAUGUAGCGGAACCCAUGCCGGGCUACCUGAGCCUGCACCAGACCGCAGCCGGUCUGAUCAUUAAGUGGACCCCCAAUCAGCUCAUGAAUGGGUACGCCGAGAACGAAGGCGUUGACAAGAGUUUUCGCUGUCACCUAGUGCAUGCGUCCGCCUGCCCUCACACAUGUGUCAUGUGCAGCGCUGCGCCCUGCACUGUGUACAGGCGUCUUUGCUCUGGCCCCUUGUGUAUAGACUGCGUGUACUGGGCGAUGUCUCUGCAAGUGUGCGUGUGGGAGGUGGUGUACGUGCACGUGCACCGCGCGCCCGGCGCCGACGCGCUCAUCCUCGUGGGACAGGACGGCGUGCAGCGGCCGCCCAUACACUUCCCUAAAGGUGGUCAUCUUCUGUCAUUUCUGAGCAACCUGGAAACAGGACUAUUACCGCACGGACAACUCGAUCCUCCACUCUGGUCACAAAGAGGAGCUGGAAAGGUGUUCGGGCGCGGUAAAGGCCGCCGACGUCCGAUGCCAAGCCUCUGCGAGAGCGGGGAGACCGACGAAAAUGAAUGGGAAGAGGCGGCUGGGGAUUACGUCUUCCGAAUUGUCAACAACGCCAUAGCCGACCGCGAAGCGAUGCGCCACUCACUCCUAGAGCGUUGCGUGCAGUCCCCACCGCGCACACCACGACGCCCUCUCGCGUCCACUUCCACCACAUCAUCAGACUCCAGCACCAUGUCUGUGGACUGCCCGCCUUCCGCUGGCCUCAAUGGGAAUCCACCAACGCUGAUACAGCAUCACCCCAUAGAACAGUCAGCGUCAAUCGAGCUAGUGUGCAGUACGAUGCGUCGGCAGAUUAUUUCCCGCGCGUUCUAUGGCUGGCUAGCAUACUGCAGACAUCUCUCCACUGUUCGCACACACUUGAGCGGCUUAGUACACCCAAAUAUUGUUCCAAGAGAGGGCGCCGAGGGUGGUCUGACAGAGGAACGGUGGAGAUCCAUGACGGACGAGCGCGGCGCCGUCAGCGAUAAAGAUGAAGUGUACCGGCUGGUGUACUACGGCGGCGUGCAGCACGACAUACGGCGAGAAGUGUGGCCAUAUCUACUUGGAUAUUAUGAAUUUGGCUCAACGACAGAAGAGCGCGCAGAACAAGACACAGCUUGCCGCCGGCAGUAUGAGACCGUGAUGUCAGAGUGGCUCUGCGUGGAGGCCAUCGUGCGACAGCGGGACCGCGAGGCCACGGCGGCCUCCAUAGCCCGACUGAGCGAGGCUUCUGGAAGGCUAAAGCCAGCCGAGAAUGCAUCGCCCAGCGAGGUAUUCGAAGACGACUGCAGCAUUAUAUCAGACAAUCCACCAGUGGUUUCGCCUGAACCAAACGAAACCGAACAAAAGAAACUAGAUACAAAACCGGUUCUAUCAAGAGCACCGAGCAUAGAUGAAGUAGACAACAUAGAAAUGGAUUCAGAAGAUAAAGAGAAUAUAAACGGAGAGACUGAGCAGGGUGAUAGUAGGGAUGUAGAUUUAGACAGUCUUAAAGACUUAGAUGAGGAGGAAGUACACAUUAAGAGUACAGUUGAGAAUCCUGAUAUGAGAAGGGAGAGCAUAGCUGAGAUAAAGAGGUUAGCUGAAGGUAUAGUGCAGACGGGCGGUGGGCGAGGACCCUUGUGUAGCGUGGAUAGUGCGAAUGUAAACCUUAAUGGGAACGACUUAAGGUCGUCGUUGGACGAGAGCGUGCCAACUGCUCCUCCGCCACCGCAGCAGCACACGAGUGUGAUUAUUACCAAUCCAUCAGUCGACCUGGCUGCGGGCGGGUCACCUGCAUCAGGAGGAACCACCGCGAACGUGAGCCCCGCGCGCAGCCCGCUGGGCGUGGUGCGCGAGGAGUCUGUGUCGGGCGGCGCGUCCUUCGACACGCUGGAGCCCUCCAACGACCCCAGGCCCGAGAACCGUUCCAACUGCGUCUCGCCGGCCAGCUCCAAUGGCGGUGUUUAUUCCAAUGAACUAGUGGAAAGCUUCGCUUUGAACUUGCAUCGCAUUGAAAAGGAUGUGCAAAGGUGCGACAGGAACUAUCCGUUCUUCACAGAUGAGAAUCUGGACAAGCUGAGGAAUAUUAUGUGCACGUACGUGUGGGAGCACCUAGAAAUGGGCUACAUGCAAGGCAUGUGCGACCUGGCAGCUCCUCUGCUGGUGAUGAUGCGCGAAGAGGGCGCUGCGCACGCGCUGUUCGCGAGCCUCAUGUCGCGCGCCAAGGACAACUUCCCGUCCGGGCAGGCCAUGGACGCGCACUUCGCGGACAUGAGAUCGCUGAUCCAGAUCCUGGACUGCGAGUUGUACGAGCUGAUGCACGCUCACGGCGACUACACACACUUCUACUUCUGUUACCGCUGGUUCCUACUCGACUUCAAGCGUGAACUGCUAUAUCAGGAUGUGUUUGCUGCAUGGGAGCUGAUCUGGGCGGCGCGGCACGUGGCCUCCGAGCACAUGGUGCUGUUCCUAGCACUAGCCCUGCUUGAGACCUAUAGAGACGUCAUCUUGGCUAACACCAUGGAUUUUACGGAUAUCAUCAAGUUUUUCAAUGAAAUGGCCGAGCGGCACGACGCGUCAGCGGUGCUGUCUCUCGCCAGGGACCUCGUGUUGCAAGUUCAAACCUUGAUAGAGAACAAAUAAACUACUUAUAGGUAACAAUAACACUUUACUUAUCACUGCUCUACGUAGGUAUAUGGAUCGUCGAAAGUAGG
Cydia amplana is the source of this 3913-nucleotide messenger RNA. RefSeq names its product small G protein signaling modulator 2-like. Lineage: Eukaryota; Metazoa; Arthropoda; Insecta; Lepidoptera; Tortricidae. The transcript has 23 exons. Bases 309 to 3842 code for a protein of 1177 amino acids. Gene Ontology annotation, biological process: activation of GTPase activity. Gene Ontology annotation, molecular function: GTPase activator activity. The record is from RefSeq and is a predicted model, not a curated record.